AGUUGAGUGACGCAUUAUUGGAAAUGUUCCGAAAUGAGUAUAUCAAUUCUGUACUCCUUCCUUGUGUCACCAUAGAAUCUGUCCUGGAGAUCAAUUCCUGGGAUGGCUUAUAUCAAUACUUGACCAAUGAGGAAGUUGUUUCCCAUGUUGUAACUUUUCUGGAGAGAUUUCCUGAUGGAGAUCCUGCGCAACACCUCAUUGAGGAGCUUUUAUUCCGUGCAGCCAAGAAAGCUGGACUGGAAUUACAUGAGUUGCUUGACAUCCCAACAGGAGACAGAAGGAAGUACCAUGAUGAUGUCACUGUUAUGGUAAUCUCACUUGAAGGAUGAAUUUGGAAAUCAUCAGGAAAAUACAUUUGAUUCAUUCAUUCAACCACAAAAAAAUCUCUGCAGCUUGUCAAAUUUAAGUGUCAUGCCCUCUGCAGUCUGGACAAAUUCUAAUGAUCUAAUAUCUAGGUUCAUGUUUCAACAUCGAUGAUUUUAAGAUUCCUACACGUCGAGCAAGAGAUCUUUUAAGGAAAGGAAGCCUGCUGAUUGUAU
Molecule: messenger RNA, 539 nt
Organism: Cuscuta epithymum
Lineage: Eukaryota; Viridiplantae; Streptophyta; Magnoliopsida; Solanales; Convolvulaceae
Source: the annotation of a GenBank genome assembly